Molecule: messenger RNA, 498 nt
Organism: Arabis nemorensis
Lineage: Eukaryota; Viridiplantae; Streptophyta; Magnoliopsida; Brassicales; Brassicaceae
Source: the annotation of a GenBank genome assembly
AUGGUCAUAUCAAAUGUUCCAGAUAAAGGGAAUGGCUUAGUCUUUAACUUUGAGACUCAAGCUACUUUGAAUGCUAAAGAGAAAGUGGGGAGCGAGAAUCAAAGAUUGAUGACUGACGCCAUUAGAUCUGGUAGAGCGAUGGGAAUAAAGCCCCUUGAGAUGCAUACGCAAUCUGAGCAGGUGGUUGGUAAUUUCUUGGUUGAUCUUCCUGAGAAUCAAUCUUGUUCUAUGGUCUUCAGAGCUGGUCCCUCUCUGGCUGGCUAUUCCGUGACAAGUUUGAUGGAUAGGAAACCAAGAAGAAGACCUAACAGAGCUACGAGAAGGAAAAGAAAGGUUGAAGAUGGUCAACUUUUGGAGAUUGUGGUCAAGACUGCCCCUAAGAAAUUGUUUGACAAAGGUUCUGGACAUGCUCUUGAACCAGGUGAAGGUGGUGAUCAGGGACCCGUGGUUAAUGAACGAGUGGUCAAGAGAAAAGGUGCUGAUGAGUGCCAAGUUUGA